UAUUAUCUAAUUUAGCUGUCGCGAGUAGAUUUAUUUUACCAAUCUUGGAUUAUCGAAACUACUGCUACUAACAUUCAGCAUAAAAUGUCAGCCUCCACUGAUGUGAUAUGAAUGUCAAAUUUAUCUUCUCAAAAACGAAUUGAUUAUGGAGAAAAUAUCAUUGAUGGCCACGUAGAAUUAUAGAAGAUACAACUAUGGCCCUACUUAAGGCUUUUUCAAGGCGAAUGCACAUCCUUAAAUACCCUGUCAAUCUUGGGAAAGAUGCCGGGAAAAGACAAAUUGUACAGAACAGAUAUUUUACAUUUGACAAUUACCCUAGGUUAUCUAGACAACAAGUGACUUUCUACUUAAGAUAUCAUGAGUACAACAGUGAAGAUUUGAAUGAUGGUGCAGUAAAAAACUUUAUGACAAACAAAUUAGCCGCAAACCAACCAAUUGAAGACCGUGCUGCUCAAGUGAGACUUAGAUUAAAUGAAUCUGAUAGUAAACCUGGGCAGUACAUCCGUUCUUUGGCAAACCUUAUGAAGGAUUUUGGACAAGAAUACUAUGCAAAUGAAUUGAAAACCCUUUGCAAUGAUCUAAAUACAAAGCAAAUGGCUGGAGAUUGUAAAGCUGUUCUUGGACAGCAAGUAGAAAGUGAAACAUUUGUUGCUAAAAACUUGUCCAGAGAACAUUGUGCAGAAAAUUUGGACGAAGUAGAAAGGUUAAACAAUCAGCAUCCUAACGAGCAAAAUAUCAUCCUAAGGAAUGGAAGGCUUCUUGGAGAUCUUGCACCUCUUAGAGCAUUUGGCGAUGCUCGGUACAAGUGGCCUGCAAGAGUUAUGAAACAUGUAUUGAAUGUUGCAAAUCCAAAUGUGAUAAGUAUAUAUGGGGAAAAUUUAAUACCAACUAAUUACAAAAGCCCACCUUACCUCACAGCCGAACCUGAAGUGAUUCAUCAUUCUCUUAAACCAAAUGACAAGUUUUUAAUUCUCGCAACAGAUGGUUUAUGGGAACAUCUAGAUGAGCAACAAGUUGUGGAUCUUGUAGCAGCUCACAUGGAUGAACGUCAAAUUUUGACUGAAUUUGUCUUGCCAAGAAACGAUAUAACACUGAGAGAAGUUAAUGAAAUUUUGAAAGUGAGAAAACGUAAGCUAGCAAAGAAACCUGAAGAUGAAAAUGUAGCUACGCAUUUACUUAGGAUGGCACUUGGUCCAGCUCAUGGACAAAUUUCUCAAUAUCUGACAUUGCCAGAGUCUGUUGUGCGAGCUUACAGAGAUGAUAUCACUAUCACUGUGAUAUAUUUUGACACAGAUUAUUUAGUAAAAAGGAUCUCAUAGAUCUGUGUUUUUGAUAAAGAAAUAUUGUAGAGUUUACCUUAAUUCAAUUAUUAAUAUCUAACUGAUAAUACUCAAAAUUAACAACAAGGGAAGCAAGAAAACAUGCAUAUUAGCCUUAAACUUUAUAAGUUUAAAAGUGUUAUAAUGUUUACAUAAAUGAUAAAUGUUAUUUUUUGCAAAAUCUCUUAUAUUUAUUAAGUGCUCAUCAUUAUUGUUUUAUCUGAUCUGUUUGUGUAACUUACUCAGGUAAGCACAAGCAAGGGCUUGCUUAGAAGUGACCACUAUGAUUUUAAAUUUGAAAACCCAGCCUCAUAUAUUUCAAGUAGAGUUUAAAUUUAUACAUUGUCCCUAACAGAAUAAGUUGUAUUUGAUUUUCUUAAUUUUCACAAUGUUCUUUUAUAAUGAAAACAAUAGUAAAUUAUCAACAACAAAAAAAAAAUAGAAGAAUAAAAAGUUAAUGCAUAAGAAUUUGAACUAUAAAGAAAAAGGCAUUAAGAAUUUUACUCUCAGGCACUAAAGAGAAGAGAACAGCAUGAAGAAUUAGUAAAAGCUUAAAAUUUCAAUUGAAAGCGAUAGAUACAAUGAAAUUUAAUAGUUAUUCAAGAAAUGGUUUUGUUUUGUUUGAUAGUUUGUAACACUUGUAAGCAUAUCUUAUGACUUUGAUUUUUACAAUGCACCACCAGUAUUCCUCCAAUUAUCAGGUUGUUGUUUACCAAGCUAGCAUAAAAAAUUUUAGACAUUUUUAUAAUUGUCGGUUAUCCGCGGUAUAUAUUCCAUAUAUGUGAUGACGAUGAAAUUUUAUGUACAUGUACUACAUGUCAGUAAAUCUGAUUUUCAUUGAACUAUCAAUGUAUUAAUAUUACCUACAUACAAGGUUGCUGUAAAUUUAUGAAUUGAUUUUGCUGUACUUUAAAGGCCCAUUUAGCCUAAAAAUGCAGAAAAAUAUAUUUUUCUGAAAUUUAUAUUUUUGGUGUGCUUUGACAUUUUUUCAUAAGGUAGCUCAUUCAGGCCAUAAUACAAGUAACUGGGCCAUCUUUUGCAUUUUGGCAGUUAGUAUAUUAUAAUGGCUUGGUAAAGUGUUUUUUCCAUAUAUUUUGUAUUGAAGUCAAAAUACCACACUGUUUACAUUUUGCUUUCUUUAUCACAAAUUAUUUUACAUUUAAUUUCAGUGUUAUUUUCUCCAGGUGAUCAGCUUCUUACAUUUUCUAAACUCGAUUUUACAACAUUAUAAAACACAUGUGUGCUGACUUUAUACAUAAAGAAAAAAAAUAAUAUCUGAGACCUAAUGUGCUUUUAAGCUACAAAAGCAGUUAUGUAGGAUUAUGAAUUUGUUAUACAGACUUGACAGGAUAAUUGACCUUGUUUAAAUAGAUGUUCGCCAGCAGUCUGAAUUAUGUUAUAGAAAAAUUACUAAGUUCAUAAACUUACCACUGUUUUAUACAUAUAACCAGUCAGAUAAGUAAUAAUCAAAGAAUUCCUUCAAAUGUUUUUUUUCCCCCUGCUUCCAACCACAUUGGCUCUGUUUAUUCAUUCAAACUACUAGUACCCUCCUCGUUUUAAGGGUGUUUUUUUUUAUUAACAUUGUAGAAUAUGCUGGGAACUGGAAGAAAAUAUUGUUUAUGUCUAUAUUGUUAAGUAACAGGAGCACUGACAUGUUUUGAUGGUGGUUUAAUACACCAAUAAACAGUUUUGAUAUGAACUACCGGUACAUAAAUAACCGAGGUAUAUCAAGUGAAAAUAUAUGAGUUGUUUCCCUUAUCUUCUAAAAUCAAUAUCUCUAAUGCUUAAACAAUACAAAUUAAGCAGUUUUUAGACCGCUAGUUUGUUGUGAUUUAAUGUCUGAUAAUAAAUUCAUUUCACCAAUGGAAAACUUUGGAUCUUAGCUUCGUCACAGAAUAUACUUCAACACUUCUUUGACACCAACAUAUUUAAAUUAACUGUAAAAUGUUCCAUAUGUCCAGGUAUUUAUAUUAACAUUAAUAUACGUACCUGAUAUGUCAAACCAUUAUACAGUGAGAUACUCAACUUGCAAAAUUACUGAUAAGAAUAGCCUGUCGUUUGCAAGUUCAGAAACUGUUUAUCGGUGUAUUGUCUGAUUUGUUACACAUUUGUUUAAAAUGUUUUAGAAUGCUCUUGUAUAAUUUUUGAUAAUUACCUGCAUCUAUGUCUGUCUAAAAAGUUGUUUUUUUCUAAAAUUGCCAUAAACUAUGCUUAUAUGUAGUAUAUGUAACAUAUAUGUGCUGUGAAACUAUUACGAGUGCUUUAAUGUCAGUUUUAAACCUAAAUUUCCCUUAGAGAUAACAUUUCUUGUACAAUGGAACUAUUCAAGAAUUAUUUUGUCAAGCUUGCAUUAUCUUUGUAAAAUAGAUAUGUGAGUAUACUUACAUAUUCAAAUAAUAACUCAGUCAAUGGCAAAAGAGGUGGCAUGGUCAAGUGGUUAAAAUGUCUGACUAGUACUAAUCUAAGGAUGGAUGUCCAGGCGGGUUCAAACCCCAUCAAGAGCAACCCAUUGUUUCCUUGAGCAAGAAACUUUUCACUCAAGCUCAUUGCUUAGUGAUGUUUAUAUUCCAGAAAUAGAUUUAAGCUUACAGUUUCUAUAACAAUCAAACUAAAAAUAAAUUGUAAUGAUAAUGAAUCAAGUAGAACAAACAAUCAAAACAAGAUGAUUGUUUUUUAGCUCACCCUGAGAUUGUUGAAUGUCCUUUGUCUGUCGCAUUGUUUUUUAGCUCUUUCUGAGAUCGUUGAAUGUCAGUUGUCUGUCGCCUGUCCACAUUUUGUUCGUUAACACUAGCGGUCACAUUUUUGCCUCAAUCAUCAUCUAACUUUCUCAGGAUGCUUGUCUAGGUAGUUGCUCGGAUGGGUUUGAUGGGUCAGGUGAGCAAUCUAGGGCUAUCUUGGCCCUCUUGUUUAAUAAUGAUAACGGAAGCUUCGACUCUUACCAAUCUUCAGCAGGGUUAUAAAAUAUCAAAAUUUAAUAUCUAAAAAAAAAUUCUGUAUUUAUACACUGAUAAGAUGGCUAAAACGUGUACACAUGCUAUUUAAAGAAAAGAAAGUGCUAUAUAAAUAUUCGUCCAUAUUUUAUUUACAGAAAAGAAAGUGCUAAACAUGUUUAAAUGUUCAUACUUGUUAGAAAGGAUAUAAGAAAAUUGGUAUUAAUAUGACAUGAUAGUUUUAUUAUGAACAUUUAGUUUAGAAUUUAUUUUUAUCUCAUUAUGUGUCAAUUUUUCCACAUUUCAAGUUGUUUUGUUUUACAUUAGAAUUAUAUAAUUUAGCAAUGAUAAAAACAGAAAUAUCACAACUACAAACAAUAUUUUUUUCUUCCAUGCAAUUUAGCACUAAUUAAGGGCUGUAUCCUGUAGUCAAAACAAAUGAUACUUUCAGAUUCAUGCAAAUUUUCAUGAAAAUUUGAAAAUGUAUUUAAAAGUUAAAAAUAUUAUGAAGUGAACAAAGAAAAUAAUUUACACAUUGCAAACAGCACUGACAUUAUCUACAUGAAAUAACCCAAAACAGGUCAAAAUAUGCAAAAAAGAUGUUUUUCUAGAUUUGAAGUUAUGGGAUUAAUUCUUUGAUCUUCUUUGACUUCUAAAACCCCAUAGCAACUUAUUUCCACCUCAUAAGCAUUAGAAAAGUGAUAUUUUCCCAAAUUUUUAUUGAGAAAAGUGAGAUUUCGUCAUAAAUAGACAGCAGCCGUGUAUAUAAAACUAUAUAUAAUGUCACGAUUAUCCAAUGAAAUUAGCGAGGUUACAAACGUGCAGUAUUAUAAUUAGUAGUUCUACACUAAUGCACAUACUCAAAUUAGUUUUGUAGCAAAAUAAUAACAAUGUUAAUGCCAGAAAAUGAAAUAUCAAUCAAUGAAGCUCAAAAUAAAUGAUUUUAUAGAAAGCUUUAUCUGAUGAAAAUUAUAAUUUUUAAUUUUUUUUUUUUUUUCAAAAGUAAAAUUGUUGCUUCCAUAAUCAUGUUGUUGAUGCUUGGAAAAGUUGUUAUACAGAAUGUCUUUGUUAUUUUAACCAGUUAGUAAAAAAAUUGUGCAUUUCAAUUUUGUUAUUCACUCUUAAAGCAUCACACCUGAAGAUUCAUCCUAAUUUUUAGCUCGACUAUUCGAUAAGAAUAAGAAUAGUAGAGCUAUUGUAGUCACCCGAGCGUCGGCGUAACCACUAAUGUUAAAGUUUUUGUAAUACCUAAAGUUUUUGUAAUACCUCACUCAUGCCCCAGAGGUCAUUGAUUUUCUACAUAUAGUAAAAACAGAAACUAAAGCAAAUGUUUUCUGAAAAUGAGAAAGCAAGAGCUUAGAUGUUUGACAUGAAACAUUAAUUGUCUGGUGGACCUGUAUCAAGAUUUUCAGAAUUAAUCCCUUGGGUCAAAAUUUUGCCCUGCUCAAGAGGACUUUUUUGUCCUUUGUUGUACAGCUAUGAAAUUUGGACUAUGUGCACAAUUUUAAAUGUAAAGUUGAACUUUGAGAUCAGCUGAGCUAGAUUUUGAUGAUGUGACCUCUUUUCUUGUCCUUUGAUGUACAGUCAUGAAUUUUAGGCCAUAUAAAAGAUGACCUUGACCACCAAAUUCACUAGACUCAACUGCAUAAUGUUAAAGUUCAUUUAUAUAGAAACAGAAUAAACUCUUCUGUUUCUACACUACUAUUUAGUGUUGUAUGAUAUAAUGCGGUGGCUUAGCAUUUUUCACAAAUGCAAUCUCGCUAUGAUCAUGCUUCAGCCUGAAAAAGGAAACUAUAAACUGAAUUCUGAAAGCUGCACGCCUCCAGAUGAGCAAAAAUAUUUCGAUAAAAUCAAACCUGAGAAAAAUGUUCUAAGAUUUUAGGAGAAGUAUAUAAAGAUUCAAAAUUCUAGUAAAAAUUUACAUGUUAUGUGCGAUUAAUGACCAAAUUUUUCAGUAUUUAUAACUUAUAAUAUUUCUACUGCGUCUCUUAUAAUUUCAGUUCCCUUUCAAUAUGUAACACCUUAAAUGGCUGUGUCCACCUUUCAACCUGAACAUUACCAUGUCUCAUUUUAGGGCAUUUAAAAAUAUGUAUUGACAGAAUAGCUAACAGUGCAUUUAGUGCUCGACAAUUUUUUUAAGCCAAUCACCGACGAGGAUUUUUCAAAUUUUCAGGUUACAAAUCUUAAUAGAACAGAUUUUAUAUAAACUGGACGUUUUAUAUCAUAAAACGCAAGUGGGCAGAGCACUAAGCCGGUUAGAGUGCAUAUUGGAUGUUCUUCGUAAAUAAGAAAGCUACAGUCGCUUCGCAAGCUCCGCUCCUUUUUAGCUUUCUUAUUUACGAAGAACACCCAAUAUGCACUCUAACCUAUACAUCAUGGAUCAGAUUUCACAUGUGCCAACUGAUCUUGGCUUGCACUGGGCGCAUGGUUAGAUUCAGUCCAUGCCAAGCAGGCUGACGGUUACUUGUAUGAAUCCUUUAUUUUUACAGGGUUACAUUUACCACAGACAUUUACUAGUAUGCUAAAUGUGCUGUUAUUUAUGUACGGAACACAAUUGGUUAAAGGGAGAUAAAUACUAUUUGACUAACACUUUAAUAUUUAGAGAGUUUUUGCCACUUGCUUAAAACUGAUUUAUUUAGGAUUGUUAGUUUUCUGUUUUGUCUUUGUAUGAUUUUCUUUAUAAUAAUGUUUGACAUAAUAUUAGGAUAAAUGUUUGCUUGUUAAAGUACUUACUAUAAGUGAAGUUUUCCAAAUUUUCUUGUCAAAAAUUUUUUUGCGCUGUCGGGGACAAGUCAUUAAAUAUUUCCUUUAGAAAGAAAAGUUAUAAUCAUUGCUUGGUACUUGUUAGUUCCAGUAACAGAUCCAGUAGUGAUCUGGCAUACAUGUAGUACAUCACCAUUCAAAAAUUAAAUUACACAAUGUAUAAGAUAAUGUUUUGUUAAAUCGGUUAAAAAAUACUCAAAACUAAUCUUGGCUAUAUUACAUUAUCAGUUUUGUACUUUAAAAAGUAACAAUUCUAUAGUUUUGCAAUGAAAUAAGGAAUUUUUUGUUCCCAGUGUCGAAGUAAAAAUCUACUGCUCAUAUUUCAAAGUCCCUGCUUUAACCUACAAUUUACCAUAUUGUAGACAUCAUGUAGAAAUUGUUGCUUUGUAACAAAGUGUUAUUUAAUUAUACAUGUACAUAUAUGUAUAUAUAAAGUGAUGGUUUAAAUAUUGACUCUUUAGUUUUUUGUUUGUUUAUGUUUUGUUUUUAUUUUAUUGUAUGUUCUUAAUAAUUAACAACAGACAAUUAAAUUAUGAUUU
Ruditapes philippinarum (Manila clam) is the source of this 7551-nucleotide messenger RNA. RefSeq names its product pyruvate dehydrogenase [acetyl-transferring]-phosphatase 1, mitochondrial-like. Gene Ontology annotation, biological process: protein dephosphorylation. Lineage: Eukaryota; Metazoa; Mollusca; Bivalvia; Venerida; Veneridae. Gene Ontology annotation, molecular function: protein serine/threonine phosphatase activity. The record is from RefSeq and is a predicted model, not a curated record. The coding region runs from base 195 to 1319 and encodes 374 amino acids. The transcript is spliced from 3 exons.